Molecule: messenger RNA, 3064 nt
Organism: Salmo salar (Atlantic salmon)
Lineage: Eukaryota; Metazoa; Chordata; Actinopteri; Salmoniformes; Salmonidae
Biological process (GO): positive regulation of transcription by RNA polymerase II
Cellular component (GO): nucleus
Source: RefSeq, a predicted model, not a curated record
CUCUGACGUCACGCUCCAGGAAAUUGCUGUAUGUACACAAUGGAUCUUCGAUGAAGUUAGUAAGAGCUUGUUGUUGUUUUUCUAAACGACAACUUAAGUUCAUAUCAAUGUAGCUUGUUCUGUAGCCUUUGCAUUUCAUCAAACGUUUUGGCGUAAUUUACUAUUUGUUUUCUCCUAAAUACUGACCGCUAGAUAGUUGAGCUAUAUGUAACGUUAGCUAGCUAGCGUUAGAUGAUUAGUUUCCAUCUACCCAAUUUCUCUCUAUAGCUCAAUGUGUUUUAAUAGAGUUACCUAGCUAAUGAUGUUCUCGGUUUGACUAACGAGUUAGAAUGGCAAACUAAGCCAGCCAGUCCUCGCAUAUUUAGCUAGCUAACUAGUGUGUUUGAUCGAUGGCACUGAUACUUCUGCUUUUGUCCGUUGGAGGAAGAUGACAGAGUAGGGGAAUGACGCGCUGACUGAGCCACCAGACCACAGCGGGAACCGCGACUGACUGACGGACAGAACAGCGAGGCAGAUAAAGAAGAGGAAGAAUGCCGAGGAGAAAACAGUCAAACCCACAGCCCGUGAAAUUAGACGGUGUGGAGUGUGAUCCAGGAUGCCUGGUUCUGGACAGUGACUUCCUGCUUAGUGGAGAGCUCUGUGAGUUUGGAGACACGGAGAUCAUGGGGCUGGACAGAGACACAGCUAUGACAGAGUUCUCUCUGAGUGAUGAAAGCUCCAGCCUUCCAGCUCCGGAUGACUCCACCUUCCCAGCAUUCCUCUCCUGUAAGGGGUGUGGUCAACUGAUUGGGGCCGACCUUGACCUAGGAGCGGGACUACACUUGGGGGUGGGACUCUACUGCACGACCUGUGAGGAGGACGUCCAAUCAGAAUCGCACACAGCCUUGGAGGAUACCUCACAAGGGGAGGAGUCAACCCCAGCUGUCCAAUCCCAUGCGGUGCAAGACAGGAAGAGAAGUAAGGCGGGAGAUGAAGAAGCCUGUAUGAAGGUGUACACAUGCUCUCUGUGUAGUUUCUCCUCUCGCUACUCCAACCAUCUAAAACGCCACAUGAGAACCCAUGAUGGAGAGAAGCCCUACCGCUGUCCCCACUGCCCCUACGCCUCUACACAGAGGGUCAACCUGCAGAGACACACACGCACACACACCGGGGAGAAGCCCUACCUCUGCAACGCCUGCAGCUAUGCCUGUAGUUCCCUGGGGAACCUGCGGAGGCACCAGCGCUCACACAGCCAGGAACCCCGUGCGCAACGCACACACACACUGAUGAGACGCAGCAGACGAAAACACACACACCGAGGAAACGCUGAAGUUAAGAGCACACAGUCAGAUGCCGUGGUGUCAGACCUGACAGUGUGUAUGAGGGAGGACUCUGAUUUCCUCCAGAACCUAGGUUCUCCCUCCUCCGCUCCCCUCCCUGACCUCCUCUUCCCCCUCUGCUGUCGCUCCUGUGGCCUCACCCUGGAGGGAGAAGGAGGAGAGACAGAGGGGGAGGGUGGAGGGCAGGUGUGUAAUAAAUGUUCUGAGUCUCUCAUCUCCAAGAAACCAGGGUCCCCCAGCCCCACUGACACACUCCAGUCAGAGGCCAGCAAGCUGUACCGCUGCCCUCUCUGCCCCUUCCUCUCCCUCUACCCCAACCACCUGGCCCGACACGCCCACACCCACAGCGGGGAGAAGCCCCACCGCUGCCCCCAGUGCCCCUACGCCUCGGCCCACCUGGACAACCUGAAACGCCACCUCCGGGUCCACACAGGGGAGAAGCCCUACCGCUGUCCCCAGUGCUCGUACGCCUGCGGGAACCUGGCCAAUCUGAGGCGCCAUGAGAGGAUUCACUCUGGAGCCAAGCCGUUCCACUGCUCUGUGUGUGGCUACAGCUGUAACCAGAGUAUGAACCUGAAGAGACACAUGUUGAGACACACGGGGGAGAAGCCGUACGGCUGUGCUGAGUGUGACUACACCACGGGACACUGGGACAACUACAAACGCCACCAGAGGAAACACGGACACAACACUGACAGCUGGGACAAACACACACACCAGGAUACUACAGCAGCAGACAGUUGGGACAAACACACACACCAGGACACUACAGCAGCAGACAGCUGGGACAAACACACACACCAGGACACUACAACAACACACAGCUGGGACAAACACACACACCAGGACACUACAACAACAGACAGCUGGGACAAACACACACACCAGGACACUACAACAACAGACAGCUGGGACAAACACACACACCAGGACACUACAGCAGCAGACAGCUGGGACAAACACACACACCAGGACACUACAGCAGCAGACAGCUGGGACAAACACACACACCAGGACACUACAGCAGCAGACAGCUGGGACAAACACACACACCAGGACACUACAACAACAGACAGCUGGGACAAACACACACACCAGGACACUACAGCAGCAGCAGCAGACAGCGAGGGCUGGACCACACAGGAGAAAACGGAGAAACACACCACCACCACAUACCACAGACCAACACUGGGUUCAAGAGACAGGGAUCCAUAGCCAGGGAGAGGUAUAGCUGGGGGGAGGAGGUGUGUGUUUAUUACACUGUUGACCCCUUCCUCUGUUCUCAGGCCUCAGAGGGGUGGGGCUUAUCUCAGGUGCCUUUAGAGGCGGAGCUACAUGAGCCAUCGUUCUGCAUGUGAAUGCUGCGCUGACCUUUACCUUGGGCGUUGAAGGGCAUGUGGGCGUGUGCCAUUCAAGAUUGAUCUUGUUUUUGAAUGGUAACAUGAUGUUUUUAAUUCAGUGGAUCCAAUGUUUGAAAUUAUGUUUUGAUUGAAUUGUAGCCCAUUUCAAAAAUCAGGUUUUGUGUGACAAAUAUAUAUAUUUUUUGUAAACUUCAAUGAACCGAAUUGUGAAAGUGUACACAUUUUUAUGAUUAUAUUUGAGUUAUUUUCUUAAUCAUUAUUUCAACAAUAUUUCACAGCUGAGUGCAAGGCUACUCAGAGAAUGUACAGGGCCACAGUAACUGUCUGUCUGCACACGCUGCCUUAUCCAUCUCUCCAAUCCUGAAGUAAAGACCUUAAACUGUU